Messenger RNA from Perognathus longimembris pacificus (Pacific pocket mouse), 2007 nucleotides. It is a transcript of the gene Gna14, whose product is annotated as G protein subunit alpha 14. The transcript is spliced from 6 exons. Gene Ontology annotation, biological process: phospholipase C-activating dopamine receptor signaling pathway; adenylate cyclase-modulating G protein-coupled receptor signaling pathway; action potential. NCBI's taxonomy places the organism in Eukaryota, Metazoa, Chordata, Mammalia, Rodentia, Heteromyidae. Gene Ontology annotation, cellular component: heterotrimeric G-protein complex. The record is from RefSeq and is a predicted model, not a curated record. Gene Ontology annotation, molecular function: GTPase activity; G-protein beta/gamma-subunit complex binding; guanyl nucleotide binding. Bases 461 to 1537 code for a protein of 358 amino acids.
GCAGCUGAGGUUUUGGAACUUUCUAGAUAGACAUCAGCCGGCUGGAUCUUUUGCCUCCACCCCGCGCCUGGGCUACUGCUCACUUCCCCACCCCCGACGAUCCCACUUUCUACCGUGCUCCCCCAUCCCAACAGCUCCGGCCCUGACACUCCAACUUUUUCUUUUGCGCGCGCUCAGCGCUUGACUGGGUGUCCCGCUACCGUGCCAAGGAGCGCGCGCACCCCAACCUCUCGGCUCGCCGGGCCUCGUCCCUGGCUUCGGAGUGCCCUCGAGUCCCUCCGCCAGCGCCCGGGGCCCGCCCCUGCCUCACAGCUGACCCUCCAGGAAGCAUUAAACCCAAGCGACCCGGCCUCCUCCUUCCAAACUCCGGUCGCGCCAGGUGUUUUCUCUCGUGCCUGGCGAGUGUCCGGGCGGGUGAUCGGCAGCGUCCGCGCCGCCCCGUCGGGUGUCGGGGCGCACGAUGGCGGGGUGCUGCUGUCUGUCGGCCGAGGAGAAGGAGUCGCAGCGCAUCAGCGCGGAGAUCGAGCGCCAGCUCCGCCGCGACAAGAAGGACGCGCGCCGCGAGCUCAAGCUGCUACUGCUGGGAACUGGUGAGAGUGGGAAAAGCACCUUUAUCAAGCAAAUGAGAAUUAUCCAUGGAUCUGGUUACAGCGAUGAAGACAGAAAGGGGUUCACAAAGCUGGUCUAUCAAAACAUCUUCACUGCCAUGCAAGCCAUGAUCAGAGCGAUGGACACCCUUAGAAUACAGUAUGUGUGCGAGCAGAAUAAGGAAAAUGCCCAGGUCAUCAGGGAAGUGGAAGUUGACAAGGUGUCAGCACUCUCCAGGGACCAGGUAGAGGCCAUCAAGCAGCUCUGGCAGGAUCCGGGCAUCCAGGAGUGCUACGACAGGAGGAGGGAGUACCAGCUCUCCGACUCGGCCAAGUACUACCUGACUGAUAUAGAUCGAAUUGCCAUGCCAUCAUUUGUACCGACACAGCAGGAUGUGCUGCGUGUCCGGGUGCCCACCACCGGCAUCAUCGAGUAUCCGUUUGAUUUGGAAAACAUCAUCUUUCGGAUGGUGGAUGUUGGUGGCCAGCGAUCUGAGCGACGGAAGUGGAUUCACUGCUUUGAGAGUGUCACCUCCAUCAUUUUCUUGGUUGCUCUGAGUGAAUAUGACCAGGUCCUGGCUGAGUGUGACAAUGAGAAUCGCAUGGAAGAAAGCAAAGCUUUGUUUAAAACCAUCAUUACCUACCCCUGGUUUCUGAACUCAUCUGUGAUUUUGUUCUUAAACAAGAAGGACCUUUUGGAAGAGAAAAUUAUGUACUCUCAUCUAAUUAGCUAUUUCCCAGAAUACACAGGUAAGUGCUCACUGGGGACAUUGAUUCUGGUGACUUCAUCAUCAUUGAUCCCAGACCUCUCUGACCUGACUCCUUAUACUGUGCCCAUAAUCCACUUGUCAACUCCUCAGCCAGCUCAGGCCUGUGCUCUGCUAGGAGGCCUUUCUCUCUUUUCCAUGUCCUUUGGCCUGUACUGCUGUGCUACCUUCUUGUCACCUUGACUCCCCUUAUUUGGCUGGCUGUGUACCUUGCUUUCCUGGCCACAGAGCUCUCCCCUUAGAGGGCACAGACGGUGCUCCCAACACUCCAGCACCUGGAGCUCCUUUGAGGUUAAACAGUGGCAUCAGGGGGCACACUGAAGUUCUUUACAUACAGUCUAUUCAAAGUUGGAGAAAUUCUCACCCUAUUGUUAAUUAUUCCUAGUAUAGCAGGUCUCAGAUUUUACUAAGUUUGACAUUGAUAUUUAGAGAAUUAAUAUUUCAGCAUUUUCCUUUGUCUAAUUAGCCACUGUGGUGAUACAGUUUAGAACCUUCAAGCUUUAAAAUCCACCAGAGACGAUGACAUAGCUUCCAAAGUGGCCUGAAACCAGAAAAAUGAAUUGGGCCAUUAUUUUGAGGCAAAUCACAUUACAGUAUAAGUUUUAGAUACUAACUGGGCAUCUUCAAAUACAAAUUUAUGGGUUCCCAAAAGA